Messenger RNA from Penicillium lagena, 507 nucleotides. RefSeq lists its product as uncharacterized. The transcript has 2 exons. NCBI's taxonomy places the organism in Eukaryota, Fungi, Ascomycota, Eurotiomycetes, Eurotiales, Aspergillaceae. The record is from RefSeq and is a predicted model, not a curated record. Bases 1 to 507 code for a protein of 168 amino acids.
AUGCCAAAACAAAGUCCAUGUCCCCAAGAAAAGGCCUUACCACUAGACCCCAUCUCAGAAUGGCGCGUCUGGCAAGCCCUGACAGUCUGGUUCACGAUGGAGCUAAACCGGCAAAUCCGGCGCCGCUGGCAACUCGAGCAACAAACCAUGCAAGGUCGACCCGUCGCGCAACGCUUCCGACCCGUGAUAUUCCUCGAACCAGUCCCCUCACUGCGCAAACCACAGCUGUCAUCAUCGGCCACAAAAAACAGCGCCCGGCUCGAAAAACUCAAAGCAAAAGCCCGUCUCCUCCGCGCACGCGUGGAAAAGGGCAAAGAGCUCGCCUCGGAGAUCGAGCGCCGUAUCCUGGAUCCGCGAAUUCUGUUCCCUACGCAUUUCUGUCAUACAUGCGUGCAGGGUGACGAGGAGGCCGAGGUGUUGCUCACUAAGUGCGGACAUAGGUAUUUGCUGUGCGCCGGCGCAGUUAGUGACUCGUUCGCCGCUUUCGGUGCGAAGGUCGUGCAGUGA